Messenger RNA from Cololabis saira (Pacific saury), 1235 nucleotides. RefSeq names its product probable 2-ketogluconate reductase. The record is from RefSeq and is a predicted model, not a curated record. Bases 73 to 1119 code for a protein of 348 amino acids. The transcript is spliced from 7 exons. Gene Ontology annotation, cellular component: cytosol. Gene Ontology annotation, molecular function: glyoxylate reductase (NADPH) activity; NAD binding; hydroxypyruvate reductase [NAD(P)H] activity. Lineage: Eukaryota; Metazoa; Chordata; Actinopteri; Beloniformes; Belonidae.
CGGACAGAGUACCGGGGAGGGUUUCCGGAGAAUGUGUGGACCAGCUAGCCAGGGUGUUCAUCUCGGUCUUUGAUGCAUCACUGUCUUCUGCCUCAUCAGAAAACAAAGGAACACCGCAAAAGCCAGCCGAUGGAGGAGGAAAAGCCGUGGGCACUGAUCUCUGAGGUUGGGGAUGAUCACGGUUAUCUCGCCGAACUCGCCGUCAUAGUGAAGCAACACUUCCAAAUCAUCUGCUAUGAGGACUUCCUGCAGAACCCUGAGCUUCAUGGCUCCAAGGUCCAGGCUCUGCUGAACUGGCAGCAUUGCCCUGCAGUUGAACCUCAGCUGCUCAGACUGCUCCCCUCCCUUAAAGUGGUGGCCAGUGGAGGGGUGGGCGUCGACCACCUGGACGUCCCGUUCAUCAACAGUCUCGGUGUGAAAGUGGCCAACACCCCACAUGUGGUCAGUGAUUCCACUGCUGAUCUAGCCAUGGGUCUGCUUCUGGCAUCGGCUCGUAAGAUUGUCAAUGGUCAUCAGGUAGCUACGGACCCAAAGACGAUCCAUAUACCAAAAAGUCUGAUGGGGGUUGAAGUCACAGGGUCGACUAUUGGGAUCAUUGGGAUGGGAGAGAUCGGUUACAAGAUCGCCCAAAGAAGCACAGGGUUUGAAAUGAAGAUUUUGUAUCACAACAGGACUAAAAGGAGAGCAGAGGAAGAACAAGCAGUUGGAGCAACUUAUUGCCAGAGCCUGGAUGAGCUGCUCAGAUGCUCUGACUUCGUAGUGAUUACGGUCAAACUGACCCCAGAAACAAAAGGUCUUAUUGGGUCCAGAAAGCUGUCCCUUAUGAAGCCUACAGCAACACUGGUCAACGUCAGCAGAGGUCAGGUUGUAGACCAGGAUGCUCUAGUUAGAGCUCUAAAGAAAGGAGGAAUCCUUGCAGCAGCUUUGGACGUGACUUAUCCGGAACCUCUGCCAAGGGACCAUCCACUGCUCGGGCUGCCAAAUGUGAUCAUCACCCCUCACAUCGGGAUCAAUACCUGCAAUACAGCAAGACGGAUGGUGGAAAGGAUGGUGAAGAAUGCAGUCGCAGCUGUAAGAGGGUUACCUGUUCCAGAUGAAGUCAAGGCACAGAAAAAAUAAAAGAUUGAUUUUCUUUCACAUGAAAUGUGAUCUGAUCUGUAAUAUAUUGGAUUAGAUCACAUUUCUGUUCUGAUAUAUUACAUAUAGAGUGUAUAACAUACAUAUUUGAAAUUUCA